AUGAAAGUUAUUACAUUGCUCGCUACCGGUGCUUUCACCGGCCUGGGCGUGGCGCAAGACUUACAAGGUGUGUCGGAAUGUGCCCGUGGAUGCAUCGGACGGAUGAUGGACCUCGCUCCAUCUCUAGGCUGCAAAGCCGACGAUGUUGCUUGCCUUUGCAAGAACAUGGAUUUCGCAUACGGUGUGCGUGACUGCACUACAGAAGCCUGUGGGGCUCAAGAUCUUCCAGCUGCCGCCGCAGCUGCUGCCAGAUAUUGCCCCGGCAAUGCCCCAAGCGGUUCCCAGGAACCUAGAGCGACUGCUACGAGCAAGCAGACAGCGUCACCAACAGGCGCCCCUAGACCGAGUGAAGCAUCUCCAACGGGCUUGGGCUCCUCUGCAUCUACUCCUUACACUACCCAAGCAAUUGUGUCUACCAUAACUUCCGGCACUCAAGUGAUUACGACCACAGUCGGCAGCACUACCCUCUAUUCACCCGUAUCUGCUACAACCGGAACCGCCGGAACAACAGGCACUCAACCUCAGUCAACUGGGUCGAGCUCUUCCCCAACUGACAAACCCAGCUCCACUGGAAAUAGCGAAACUACGAGCCCAGGCGAAAGCACUGGCACUGGCACUGGCACAACCCCUACUCCGACGGGCAAUGGCGCAUCCCAUACGCUGAUCCCAGCCACCCUGGGAAUAAUGGGAGCUGUCGGCAUUGCCCUCAUCUUUUCCUGGUAA
Molecule: messenger RNA, 723 nt
Organism: Histoplasma mississippiense
Lineage: Eukaryota; Fungi; Ascomycota; Eurotiomycetes; Onygenales; Ajellomycetaceae
Exons: 3
Coding region: 1-723 (240 amino acids)
Source: RefSeq, a predicted model, not a curated record